AUGAGAAUAGCCUCGCAGUAUACACCGGAUGAGACCGUCACUGUGGGCGUUUGGAUUGAUGCGGGAAGCCGCUUCGAGACCAAGGAAAACAAUGGCACUGCUCAUUUCCUGGAGCACAUGGCCUUCAAAGGCACGAAGCGGAGAAAUCGGAUCCAGCUUGAGCAGGAAAUCGAGAACAUGGGGGGCCACUUGAAUGCCUACACGUCUCGAGAGCAAACGGUGUACUAUGCCAAAUGCUUCAAGAGCGACCUGCGGAACGGAGUGGACAUUUUAGCAGAUAUUCUUCAGCAUUCAACACUUGACCAGGCACAUCUCGACUUCGAGCGGGGGGUUAUCCUUCGAGAGAUGGAGGAAGUCGAGAAAACAACAGAGGAGGUCAUUUUCGACCGUCUGCAUCUAGCAGCUUUCCAUGACAGCCCGCUGGGCUACACAAUCCUUGGACCUGUCGAGAACAUCCAGUCAAUUACUCAAGAUCAGUUGCGAACAUAUGUGCAGUCAAACUACACGGCAGAUCGCAUCGUCGUGGCAGCAGCUGGGCCAGUGGACCAUGGAGAGCUAGUUCGUCAUUCAGAAGAACUCUUUUGUCAUUUCAGGCCGAGCAAUGGCCUGCAGCGUGAGCAGGGGAAGGCUGCGUUUUGUGGAGCAGAGCUGCUCUAUGGCUCAGAGGAAAACCUCGCGCACUUUGCCAUCGGCUACGAAGGGGUUCCAUGGACACAUCCGGACUCCCUGACUUUCAUGGUCCUGCAGACCAUCAUUGGCAACUACAAACGGAACGAAGGACUUGUGCCUGCGAGACUCUCCAGCAAUCGGCUUACGAACAGCGUGGCCAACAAUCUGGGCUCAGGUGCAGAAUCCUUCGCAGCCUUCAACACGUGUUACAAGGAUACUGGAAUCUUCGGGUUCUAUGGUGAGAGUGAUGAAGAAACCCUGGACGGAUACUUGGACGAGCUGCUGUUCGCUGUGAGCAAUCUGGCAUUUUCUGUCACAGAAGAGGAGGUGGAACGAGGGAAAAGGCAGCUGAAAACCACCCUGUUUGGCAGCUUGGAUUCCACCACCGCCAUAGCAGAGGACAUCGGCCGCCAGCUUUUGGUCUAUGGCCGACGUGUUCCGUUGACUGAACUGCUUCUGCGCCUGGAAGCCAUCAACACCGAGGAGGUGAAGCGAGUGGCGAGGGAGCGACUGUUCGACAAAGAUGUGGCUGUCACGGCUCUUGGUCCUUUGAGCCGCAUGCCGGCCUUGGCGGAGCUCAGGCGGCGGACUGCUGCUCGCAGGCUCUGA
Molecule: messenger RNA, 1278 nt
Organism: Symbiodinium pilosum
Lineage: Eukaryota; Dinophyceae; Suessiales; Symbiodiniaceae
Source: the annotation of a GenBank genome assembly